Phaedon cochleariae (mustard beetle) is the source of this 3617-nucleotide messenger RNA. NCBI's taxonomy places the organism in Eukaryota, Metazoa, Arthropoda, Insecta, Coleoptera, Chrysomelidae. The record is from the annotation of a GenBank genome assembly.
CGCGGAUUGCAAAAUGGGAGCAAAUAGCUGCAAACCAUGCAGAAAAAAGAAAAAAAUCUUACCUGGAGGGUCCAUACUCGACAGGGUUAUCAGUCAAGCAUCCAACGAAGAUCAGUGUUUAUUAUAUAAACUAGCAAAUUAUAAGAAAGGUAAGAAUAAUUGGCUGAUGGCAAAAGUAUUGAAAUAUUUGUGUAAAAUUGCCCCGCAGAAUUGAUGGAUGCGAUGAUGAUAAAUUGUUCUUAGGUGGAGAAUUGAUAGAUGCUUACAAUAAGGGAGGACAAGCUGAAGUUGAAAAGCUGAUAAGAGAACAAUUUGGUCAGCUCAUGUACCAGGAUGGCAAAGGACAAAUAAUCAACAGAUCUGAGUAUUUGCGAUGGAAAUUUCGAGAUCAUGAACAGGUGGUACUUCCUAUAGAAGCGUCUCUCAGCAGAUAUGAUCCUCUCGGUAAGUGGACAGACCAUGAAGCUUGCUGGCAAAUGCAAUACCGUGGUUCUUUGGGAGAAACUCUGCUGCAUGUUUUAAUCAUGUGUGAUACUAAAAUCCACACCAGACUCGCCAGAACACUGAUAAAGUGUUUUCCGAAGCUAGCAUUGGAUGUAGUCGAAGGUGAAGAAUAUCUUGGUGCCGGUGCUCUACAUUUGGCCAUAGCGUAUAAUAAUAACGAAUUGGUCCAAGAUUUAGUGGAAGCAGAAGCUAAUGUUAAUCAAAGAGCCAUUGGUAGUUUUUUCCUACCAAGAGAUCAACAGAAACCGCGCCCCGCGAAACACACCGAAUACGAGGGAUUGGCCUACCUCGGCGAAUAUCCCCUAGCUUGGGCAGCUUGUUGCGCCAAUGAGAGCGUGUACAAUCUACUUUUGGACAGUGGGGCUAAUCCGGAUUACCAGGAUAACUUUGGGAACAUGAUUUUGCAUAUGGUCGUCGUCUGUGAUAAAUUAGAUAUGUUUGGUUAUGCCUUACGACAUCCAAAAUUACCAGCUUCAAAUGGGAUAGUCAAUAAAGCUGGUUUAACACCGCUAACAUUGGCAUGCAAACUAGGUCGAGCUGAAGUUUUUAGAGAGAUGUUGGAACUAUCAGCAAAGGAAUUCUGGCGUUACAGUAAUAUAACCUGUUCGGCAUAUACCCUGAAUGCAUUGGAUACCCUUCUACCAGAUGGAAGUACGAAUUGGAAUUCAGCCCUUUUCAUCAUUCUCAAUGGAACCAAAGAAGAACAUUUAGACAUGUUAGAUGGAGGCAUAAUUCAAAGACUUUUGGAAGAAAAGUGGAAAACUUUCGCGAGAAAUCAGUUUUUGAAAAGACUGCUCAUUCUUGUGGUGCAUCUGAUCUUCCUGUCUUUAGCGGUAUAUCUGAGGCCUGAUGACCCUGACGUUCCUCUUUUGGAAUGGACAGACGAUCCAACGACUAUUGCUCGGUACUGUUGUGAGGUUGGAACACUCCUGGGUGUUCUCAGCUACGUAAUAUUCCAACAAGGAGAUGAAAUUCGCAAUCAAGGUUUAUGGACAUUUCUGAAGCAACAAUCAAACUCUCCACCUAAAACGAUAUUUUUGAUAUCCAACCUCCUUAUUCUUGCGUGCAUACCGUAUAGAUUAUCGGAAAAUAGAAAGACUGAGGAGGCCAUCUUACUGUUCGCUGUUCCUGGUUCUUGGUUCCUUUUGAUGUUUUUUGCUGGGGCGGUACGUUUGACUGGACCAUUUGUGACGAUGAUAUACAGUAUGAUAACAGGAGAUAUGUUGACAUUUGGUCUGAUUUACUCUAUAGUGCUGUUUGGCUUUUCACAAUCAUUCUACUUUCUAUACAAAGGAUAUCCAGGAGUCAAUUCUACGCUAUAUCACAGUUACCCUUCAACUUGGAUGGCUUUAUUCCAGAUAACAUUAGGGAACUACGAUUAUCAAGAACUUGGCGCAACUACUUAUCCUGCUGUAGCAAAAAGUGUGUUUGCCAUUUUCAUGGUAUUUGUACCGAUUCUGUUGCUUAACAUGUUGAUAGCCAUGAUGGGGAAUACAUAUGCCCACGUGAUCGAACAAAGUGAGAAAGAAUGGAUGAAACAGUGGGCAAAAAUUGUGAUAACCCUUGAAAGGGCAGUACCCCAAGCAGAUGCUCACCAUUACUUGCAAGAAUACAGUAUUUCUCUGGGUCCGAGUGAAGACCCAAGUACCGAGCAGAGGGGGGUGAUGGUUAUCAAAUCCAAGAAUAAGACGAGAGCCAAGCAGAGGAAAGGAGCUGUGGCAAACUGGAAGAGGGUGGGAAAAGUGACGAUUAAAGCAUUGAAGAAGAAGGGCAUGACUGGAGAAGAGAUGAGAUGCAUGAUGUGGGGAAGAGAAUCAAUCAACACCCCUAUUAAAAUUAAAGGGCCCAAAAAAGACCCUUUGAUGAACCCCCAAGGUCCUGAUUUGACAGGCGGCUUUGGAGAUGCACUGACUGUAGCGUUAGAUGUGAUGGCCUUCACGCACGAACUUGACAUUAACGGUGCUGCGCAGGGCUUGAAUUUGGCUCAAAAUGUCAAACCGGCUUCCAAAGAUACCAAACAAAAGGAUACUCCGCCUAUUAACCAGAUAAACUUUGAAACUGGUAUUAGCUCGGAAGCAAUAACAGGGUCUGCCAUGCUAGGUGCUCUCAGUCAAUUAACAGAAUCACAAGGAUUGAUGCAACCGAGUCAAACUACCUCCAUACCGCAAGACAUUUUCACGAUUUCUUCCACAGUGACUCCAAUAAAAAUAGACGACCCACUCAAAGAACUGGUUUUAUGCUCAAGCGAUGAAACUGCCGACCCAGAGAAGUUGAAAUUUUUAGCUCAAUCGGCCGCAAAUCUGGCGAAAUUGGAGGAGGCCGAGAAGAGUCAAGGUCAAGUGACGAAAAGUGUGAAAGUUCUGGCAGGCAUUUUCACUGGCACUGAGACGUUCGUGAAGAAAGUUGAAGGGAACUUGAGGAAAAAGUACUCUGCUCUAGACCCAAGCGACAGCGAAGGUUUCGGAGAACAACCAUUGUUGGGGAAGAUAUCAAGAUCCAGACGGGCUAAAUCGGCUCAUAUUCGAAAUUCUUCAGCAAGAUCCAAAAUGUCCGACAAGAGGAAGCUAUUUCUAGAAUCGGAUUCGAGUUUGACGGAUGUCAAUGGAGCCGGUAUAGAUAAUGAUAAUUUUCAAUCAGCUGUUGAUGUCAUUGGUGUCCAAGAAGAAGAUUCAUCGAUCACAAUUUCUGAAACUAUCACAAUAAAAGGUUUCGGAAAUGGAGAGGAUACACAAGAACCUAAUUCGAAACCUGAAACGAAAUCUGUCAAACAGAAACGUAAAAAGCGUCCUAGAACUGCCAGAUGUAACAAUAGGGUGGCUCCCAUAACUGAUGGGAGACAAUGCUGGUCAGCUAAAGAUCAACUUGAUUCUGAAGGUUCAGAGUCACCAGAUCCUCUGGAGCCAUGGAGUACAAAAAAUAUUGUAAAUAUGAAUAAGAUUCUCGCCUGGGAUAAUAAUAGUCAAGAUAGUUUUUGAAUUGUUCAUGAUAAAUAAGAAGGUAUAGGUAACUUUUUUAUACCUUGGUAUUUUUGUGAUUAAUAAGAGAUUUGUUGAGAAUAAUAUUUGAAAUUAAUCAUAUAUGAUUGAAAAUACGUUCAUCAAUGAUGAUAAAUU